This is a messenger RNA of Cherax quadricarinatus, 10895 nucleotides long. Lineage: Eukaryota; Metazoa; Arthropoda; Malacostraca; Decapoda; Parastacidae. The record is from RefSeq and is a predicted model, not a curated record.
CACAACAUAAUGUCAGUGUGGUUGUGCUGGCAGUGCUGGGAGGGAGGACGCACCUGGAUUCCAAAUGACAGUUUUAUAAAUGAUAUUUGUUUUCCUGCGCAGAAUAAGAGCAGGAGGUAACUUGAGUGUCAGUGGAAGGAGUGUUUCUGAACUGCGGUGUUGCGAAUGUCAUAAUCCGAGUCUGGCUCAAGAGGCGAGUGGUGGUUGCUGUUUCGCCCAGAUUGGCAAUGACAAAAACGUCAUCUUGAAGAUGUUGUGAGGGAUGAGUAUGCGAGCACAGAGCAUGCACGACGGCUUCCAGGGGGUGGAGGCUCCGCCAGCCCACGCUCUGGCCUCCAGCACGCACUAUGGUUCGUCUUCAGGGGCGUCGAGUAUGGGCGGGGGCAGGAUCAAGUUGGUGAGGCUGGUCAGGAGGAACGGAGAGUCGUACGGGUUCAGUCUACGAGGUGGACGGGAGCACGGCACCGGCUUCUUCAUCUCCCACGUCGAGCCAGGCUCAGAGGCCUUCCUGCAGGGCCUCAGGGUGAGUACUACCUACAGAUGUGGCCGCGUCGGAUACAUAUGUAAGGGACCAACAGAGAAGCCAGGGAUCUUCGUGCAGAGUGUGAGGGUGGGCGGUGUAGCCAAGAAUGCAGGUCUCAGGCCAGGGGACCAGAUUCUCGCCUGUAAUGACAUCAGUUUUGCCCACCUCGAGUUUGCUGAGGCAGUAUAUGUGCUCAAGUCAUCACCUCGUCUGGCCCUGGAUGUACUGCGAGGGGCAGGCCUCGACCUUGUGGCUGGAGAGUCCUCUGGGUAUAACUCCUCAGCAUCCUCCGUGGCUGGGGACCAAACACCGCCCUCCUCCUCCUCUGACCCGCGAGACUCUGACCACAGCAUUACUACCAGACUGAGUGCUGUGAGUCGCCAUCUGAACUUAGACAGGACACGGGGCUGGAGGGAGAUAGAAUCUGAGUGGGCUGAAGCUGAAGCAGAGGAGAAGAGGAGACAACUACAAUCUUCCCAGAAAACAUUGAAGACCCGGGCUCAGCGAGAUGCUAGCCACAGACUCAGCACUAUUGGCAGUCGGUCCCUCUGUAACCUGAGUGCUGCUCUUAGAGAAGAGGAUGAACAGCGCACAUCCUUCAGGGAUGGUUCACCGCCGUACACACGCAGUGUGUCUUCUACACGUACCUUCUUGAUGCCUACACAUGGCCACUAUAAGCCUAAGUUGAGAAGUACAAGAUCUAGUAAUGAUGUUACAGAAGACACAAGUCACAAAAUAGCCCUGGUGACUUCAGCAGAUCCCCAUGUUAACAACAUAGUGGUGACUGGUGGUCCCAAAGAUGAGAGAGAUGCAGUAUUUAGGCUGGAACAGCUCUCAAGUCCCUCUGCUAGCAGGACAUCUACUCUAAGUAGUGGGACAUCCCAAGUGACUGUGAGAUCAUCAUCGGGCAGUGGGAGUUCACCCUCUAUAGGUAGUAAGGCUGCAUCCCCAGUCGUGGCAGCAUCACUAGUAGAGCAACAGUUACGUGAAUUAAGAGAAGAACAAAGACGUUUGAAAGAGGAAGCCAACAGAUUGGCACAGGAGAGACGCAAGUUUGAGGAGGAGAAGCGUCGUGGUCUAGAGAGAACCCAGAGUGCCCCAUUGGCCCCAUUGGUGAUCACCUGUUCUGGGCAGUCCCUUCUCCCACAUCUUCAGCCGCCCCCCAGCCCCACCUCGUCUAUUGGUAGUGGUCGGCACACUACCCGGGUUCUUAUCAAGUCCCCACCACCACCACCGCCACCUCGUAAAAACACCACCACCUUGACUUCCUUUCAUAGCAGCUUCCAGCCCCAUCAGGUAUCCCCACCAGCAUCACCAGCACACAGCAGCAGUAGCAGCAGUGGAGUUGGAUCAUCCUGUGGCUCUGGUGCUCCACCACGACGCUGCAAGAGUAUUGGGUCAUUGUCAGCUAGCAGUGGUGAAAGUGCUGUUUGGGAAGAUUCACCCAUUGCAAACCGUUCUCUUCCUGUCAAUACCCAUCCAACAUUCCGCUCCAGUAUGCCACCACCUCCUCCCCCUAAGCCACCUGCACCUCCUAGUGUACACUCAAGUAGCAUCAAUGGCUCUCCAAUGUUAUUGGGUGCCCCUUCACCUCCUCCACCUCCCCCACAACCUACCUCCUCUCCACCCCAAACUAGUUUAGCUGCUGCCCUUAAUAGAGAACUGCAGCGUCGCUCAGCACAGGAAGCUCAACUUGUGUUAAAUGGUGAAGACAAAACAAAAGCUCAACUAAUUGAAGACAAAAUUGAUGCCUUUAAGAAAGACAAGCCCAGAACAGGACCAUCUGACCCAAAACGUGCUCAACAUGAUAAGUUAAUGGAAGAAUUUAAACUUGCUCACAAGAAAAUGUUUGUUGCAAAAGAUAAUGCUGAUGAAGAGAGUAAAGAAGAAACAAAGGAGCCAAAUGUACCAAGCCUGCCCAAAGUGCCUCCAAAACCUACUCCAGUUGAAUUUUCUUCAAAAAUAAUAAGUAACAGCACUAUUAACACUCGUGAUGGAGUCUCCGUUAAUAAUAAAAUGAUAGUGCCCAACCAGAGCAAUAAUGUGUGUGUACCAAAAACCAACAUCAAUUAUAAAUCUAAGUUUACAUUGAGAGAAGCAAGCAUCAGCAAUGGUAGCAAUGUUAAGGAAACUAUAAUCAUCAACAGCUCUUCUGCAAGCAACAAAAUCAGUUCAUCAUCAACAUCAUUGCUGAGACAGGUACCUCUUCCUACUCCACAAUCCAUACCUCCACCUCCUCCUCCUCCUCCUCCUCCUCCUCCUCCUCCACCUCUGCCUCCUCUACCAAGUUCUGUCAUUUGCAAAAAACAAACUUUCUCCAGUGCAUUGGUACCGAGCCAUAGCGAAGCUAUGCAUAUUUCUCCUCGCACUAAUUCCUAUCCAGACCUUCACCAUAAUCUUUCUAGGUCACAAUUUUUGGCCACUCCCAUUUCCAGCUCUCCCAACACUGUGUGUAGGCCUCCCACAUCAGCAUCAGGAGCCCCGCCCCUCCCGCCCCCAAUGCCCAGGACACUCAUCCCGCUUCCCUCUGCUCAAUGGAAUGAGCGGUCAGGAGGUAGUAGUAACCCCCAGACAACUUCAGAGGCAUCUACUAUAGCAAAAUCUCCAUUACGUCCAGUGAGUGUGGCUGUGAUGGAAGACUUUAAGCCUGAUGAGAAGUCGUCCUCUUUACUGCGGGCUCCUAGUGCUUAUUUUGAACCCACACGAACAGGGCCAGGAAAGCCUCUUGUUUCCAUUGGUGCUUAUCCAUCACCAAAUUAUAGGCCACCACCUGUCAAGAUGGAUUUCUUAUCUGCAGUAGGUAGUAAAAGUGAACUCAAUGGGGUGAGUGUUGAUGGGUCACCAAGAAAAUCAUGCCUACAACAAGAACUCGUGUCUACAUUGACUCGCUCAAAUUUACGUCAACGUUAUGCGCCUCAAGAUUUUCCAACAGACCCUCCUACUAUUUCCUCCAGUGUUAACUCUGCCAGUGCUGCUUCAGACAAAGAGUCAAAUUCUGCUGUUUCACCUUCAGCCACUUUCACUACUACGUCCAUUCAAAAUAAUGCCUCAAGCCCUAAAGCAUCUUUAUCAACUAAGUAUCGGGGUAUAAGACAGGAUCCUUCUAUCACCAUCAUUAUGAAAGGUGAUUGUGGUAAGGAAAAUGAGGCUCCAGAGUCCCUUCCUACAGGCAUCCUGAAGCCCUCAGGCCCAGCUUCCUCCAUCAGGCCCCUGCAGAAGUCCAUAUCAUUUGGUGAUGUGUGAGUGCUCACCUCAUUGAGGGAGUGGGGCAAACCUUUGCUGCUACAACUAUUUUCUUCAAAAUUUAAUUUGACCUUUAAUAUGACCAAAUACAUACACUUAAAUACUUUGGGACAGCUUUCGAGAAUAUUAACCGGUCUUGUUAAUUCUGUGUUAGAGGAUAACAUAUCCAAAAAUCAUUAUUUAGUUAUUCAUUUUAGGUAUCUUAAUAGCUAUCUCAGCCUAGAUCAAUCUCAUUAACUACCACAUACAGGUCGUUUACAGGUCGAUGUUUUGAGUCGAGUAUAAAAAGUUGCUGAUAUAUGGCAGAGGUGAGAGUAAGGCCACAGUAUAUUACCAAAUGAAGAAAGCAACACCACUAGCCCACUGAUGCUAUCAUGCUAGUACUGUGACUCGUGCCACUGUUGCAAGUUUUAUUUGAUAUUUCUUACCUAUUUUAUUUUUGUUGCCAGACACGUCCCUUGUAAAAAGAAUGUCACAUUUUAGUAAAAAUAAUACUUAAAAUACCAAAAAAUAUAGAAAAAAUUAAGUGGGAGAAAAUAUGAUGUACCAUUUUCUAAUAUUUCCCUAAUGGUCCAUGUUGGUAUGCCUCAUAGUGGGAUUCAACCUCAUGUCCAUUUGGAUGUGAGCCAAGUAUGCUAUCCACUGCCCUUGCAAGAUACCAUGAAUAUUAUACAAUUACCAGUAAAUUGCACCAAACAACAAUAUUACAAUUUCCACUGUAUAAACUAUAUUAUGCAUCCGAAGCAUGAUGGAGAUCUGUAAUGAAUUUUACAGUACAAUACAUUAUUUCUCUAUGCACUACAAAUAAUGUAGUUUAAUUUUCUCUGAACUUUUUCUUGAUAACUGCAAUGGAACACACAGGCAUAACACAAGACACUAAACCCUCUUUGACAUCCCCCACGCCCUACUUGACCUGUGCAAAAACUCGAUACACAUUAAAGGCCCUAAGAUCUGAAAUUCAUUGCCUGAAGCAUCAAAAGGGACCCCGAUCUGCCAGUUAAUUCAGAGCUAUUGUUAAAAAGCACCUUAUCUCCUAAAUGUGAUUGAAACAGCAAUAUGCUAUGUACAACAAAACCAGCUCAUUCAUUUGUCUCUGUUCUUCCAGCCUUCCUUCAACUCCCAUAGUAAAUGCCACAAAACUGAAGAUCAUUGAAUCAGUUUGAAAUAAUAAGUGAUACUUAUGAAAUUGCACUAUUUGUUCACUAGCUACCUUUCUUAUUAUACUUAUGUUUGUAUUUUUUUAUUAUUAACACACUGGCCGAUUCCCACCAAGGCAGGGUGGCCCGAAAAAGAAAACUUACUCCAUCAGUCUAGCCAGAAGGGUGUUUUACACUACAGUUUUCAAACUGCAACAUUAACACCCCUCCUUCAGAGUGCAGGCACUGUACUUCCCAUCUCCAAGACUCUAGUCCGGCCUGCCGGUUUCCCUGAAUCCCCUCAUUAAUGUUACUUUGCUCACACUCCAACAGCACGUCAAGUAUUAACCCUUAAACGGUCCAAACUUAUAUAUACGUUCACGUGCGUAGCACCCCAAACGUAUAUAUACGUUUUCUUUGUCAUUCAUUCAACAUUGCCACGAUAAGCCUGAGUCACCUAGACAUGAGAGAAUGGGUGUGCGCACUCACUGUGCACCGUAUUAAAAUAAUUGAGGACGCCUGGGUACCAUAUGCUCUUUUUUCCUAUUAAAAAAAAGACAAUUUUUUUUCUCUCAAAAAAUUUGGGGCACUACGCGAGUGAACGUAUAUAUACGUUUGGACCGUUUAAGGGUUAAAAACCAUUUGUCUCCAUUCACUCCUAUCAAACACGCUCACACAUGCCCGCUGGAAGUCCAAGCCCCUCGCACACAAAACCUCUUUUACCCCCUCCCUCCAACCUUUCCUAGGCCGACCCCUACCCUGCCUUCCUUCUGCUACAGACUGAUACACUCUUGAAGUCAUUCUGUUUCUCUCCAUUCUCUCUACAUGUCCAAACCACCUCAACAACCCUUCCUCAGCCUUCUGGACAACAGUUUUGGCAGUCCCGCACCUCCUCCUAACUUCCAAACUAUGAAUUCUCUGCAUUAUAUUCACACCACACAUUGCCCUCAGACAUGACAUCUCCACUGCCUCCAGCCUUCUCGCUGCAACAUUCAUCACCCAUGCUUCACACCCAUAUAAGAGCAUUGGUAAAACUAUACUCUCAUACAUUCCCCUCUUUGCCUCCAAGGACAAAGUUCUUUGUCUCCACAGACUCCUAAGUGCACCGCUCACCCUUUUUCCCUCAUCAAUUCUAUGAUUCACCUCAUCUUUCAUAGAUCCAUCCGCUAACACGUCCACUCCCAAAUAUCUGAAUACAUUCACCCCCUCCAUACUCUCUCCCUCCAAACUGAUAUCCAAUCUUUCAUCACCUAAUCUUUUUGUUAUCCUCAUAACCUUACUCUUUCCUGUAUUCACUUUCAAUUUUCUUCUUUUACAUACCCUAGUAAACUGCAUAAUAACUCCUGCUUAUUAGUCUAACUCUUAAGUAACUUUAAGCAUUAAAAUUAGUUUGCCUGAAAUGUUUUGCAUACUAGUAGCUUUUUGUGCCUGCUGCUGUUUUCUUACACGCAAACACAUCAUCAUCAGUGGUUAUAAGUAUGACCAUAAUUUUUAAAGAGGUGGACUGGUAGGCUAGCAGAAGGCUUCUGUCAGAUGACCAAAAGCUCCAAUGGCAUGUCAUCAUCAAAGACCCUUGUCAGGAAAUGCUUGUCCUAUUUCCUGAUGAACCAUACCUAACCUACAUUACUUGUACUGCAUAAAGAAGUAAUUUGUAAUAAUAUAGGGACAGAAUUCAGUGAAAGCUUUUGCCAUGGAUCAUUGCUUAGGGAGACACUGACUUGAAUGUAAUUGAAGUCAGUCUAUAUACUACAGUACCUUCUCAUUUUGAUAAAAUUGCAAAGCUUUUUAUAAAUCUGAUAAAUGGAAAUGUAAACAAUAAAUUACUAAAACAAGACUUGACUAGUGCUAAAAAAGGAAAAGGUUCACAAAUUUCCAGAACUUUUCUUACCACUGGCUAUUUUUACCACUAAGAAAACAAAGGCAAAUGUUUACAUUUGGAUAUAGUCAACAAAUAUAAUCACUACUGAAUGGCACAUAAUAAGCUUAAAUUAUAAAUGGACUGGAAUCCUUUAGGGUGUAAUGGCAGUGUGUAGAGGUAACCGGUGUGGGAACAAUCCAUGUUGUCCAUGAUUGUCAGGCUAAUUGAUGUGGUAGGUAAGGAGGUAUAAGUAAAUUCAGGUGGUGUUGACCACAGGGCAGCUGUUAGUGAGACAGAGGCAAGUACUCAAGGAUUCACACUCAGUACAGGGCCACCUACUGAGGCCUGGGAGGGGAUUUUGAAAUUACGGGUAAGAACCUCAUUACGAGGCAGCUAAGUCUCAUAUUCAAAAGUAAACUGCUUACAUCUGAACAUGAAAAGUAUUUAGUGCUGGGUAUCAUAUGAAAUGUAGGGAGCAAACUCCACAAAGAAGCAUCAAAAAAUGUCUACUAGGUAAAUGUAUUCAUAAAUGGCUUGUAAAUUAAAUUACUAUACUGCAUGCUGUAUGAAACAGCAUUUUGAAAAGCUCUUUGUUAUGCAAAGUGUUUCAGGAAGAUUAUUAUCAUCAAAACUAAGCGCUAAACCCACAAGGGUCAUACAGCUCUGCAUUUCAGGAAAAUUAAAACAACUCGACACUUUAUAGUUAGUUAGAUUAUUUGAAUGGGUUUGGGAUAUUGGCAGUUUGGAGGGAUAUGUUGUGUAUCUUUAUACGUAUAUGCUUCUAAACUGUUGUAUUCUGAGCACCUCUGCAAAAGCAGUGAUAAUGUGUGAGUGUGGUGAAAGUGUUGAAUGAUGAUGAAAGUAUUUUCUUUUUUGGGGAUUUUCUUUCUUUUUUGGGUCACCCUGCCUCGGUGGGAGACGGCCGACUUGUUGAAAAAAAAAAAAAAAUAUCUGUAGAUAGAAUUAUUUCAUGUAUUUAUUAAUUCUAAGUAACAGAACUGUAUACAGUAUUAAAACAGUAAUAAAGGAAUAGUGAUACAAAACUGUACUGACAAUUAUAGCUGUAAUAAUUAUUGGGGGUUAGAAAUAGCAGUGACAAUAGAUGGUUAUUGGAAUCUGGAUAGUAGUUGCAUUAGUUAUGUGGUAUCUGACUUUAUAUUUAGUCUAGGUAAACUUACACAAUUUCAGUAUUUUUUACCAAUAUUUUUAAAGCAAUGCUAGACAGAAUCGUCUGGUAGUGUCAUUAUUUUUUUUGCAUGAAGUUUCUAGUCUGGUCAAGUCAGAUAUAUGGGGGAUCAAAUAGAGAUUUGUUUCUUGUACUGUUUUCCAGCCCUCCAAGAAAGUUUCAGCACAAACAGCAGGAAAACCUGGCCUUAGGCUGACCUGCUUGGGCAGUAGAGCCCUAAAACUGGUCACAGGUAAAGCAUGGGUAGGAUGCUGCCUUCUGGUACCCCUAUGUUAAUAGGUUAAGUUGAAAUACUAUAUAUACAUUUUGUCAUUAAGAGUCACAUGUCAAUCUCUAUCAAGACAGGACUUCAUGAGAGCACUGUCCUUGCUUGGUCUGGACAAGAUGGUAUUGACCCAUUCUUCCUUAUUAUACAAUAGACUACGUAAACCAUAUACAUGUACAUGUAUUUUUGCCAUGAAUAUACUAUUGAUAAAAUCUUAAAACUGAGCUUACAAAAGUACAGUAGGGCCCCGCUUUUCGUCUUGCAGUGUUCCGCUAAUACGGUGAUCUCAAAUUAUGACCAAAACUUUCUAUACGGCAAGUGGUCUUUCAAAUACGGCACGGGCCACCCAGUUUGUUUACAUUCUCCAUGAGUACAUCUCUCUAUUAUGUAAUAAUCACUCUUGGGCAUAUUAAAUGUCUAAUUUUACAUCAAUAUAGACAUUUUCAUUAAUCCAUCUAUGAUAUUUUCUUCAAAAUUAUAAGAAAUAUGUUACAUAGCAUAUAAACAUGCUGAUACAUAUGCUAUGGAGGUGUGUUGAAAACAUUGUCACUCACCUUAAUGCAUAACACUUUUGUUUACAAUUCUCAGCAUGAAUUAUUCAUUACUUCUCCCUUUGUUUAUGAUGACAUCUAAAGGUAGUUGAUAGACACGAUUAAACUCGAUGAACAUGGUAUGUUGAUGGUAAUAAUAUGGCUCUGGGCCACAAAUAUCGUGUAGGUAUGUAGCCCAGGCGGACUACAUACCUACAUUAUUAUUAUAACUGAUAAUUAUACGUAUGUGUACCUGUACCUAAGUAAACUUACACACUGUGCUGGCAUGCAGGUACACAUUAAAAUCACUAAUGUGUCUUAUUAGUCUUGAAGACGACAUGUUAAUGGUAAUAACACAAUAAUAAUCACUAAGGAGCAUUAAAUAUCGUAUAAAAUGUUAAUAUAGACAUUUUGCUUAAUCCAUCUAAAUACACCCCACAGUAGAAUAAAUUAACAUAAAUAUGAGAUGUAGCCAGGCAACUUGUAGGACUUGACGAAAACCAGACACAUUCAUCUGAUUUGUUUACGUUGUGUGGGGUGGUGAGGGCUGCCCUUCCUGGCUACCCAUACUUCCCAACUUGACUUCAUACAAAUAAAACUCGCCUCUCACCCUACAUUAAGACUACAAAUAUUUUAAGGUAAUUAAUGAGUGUACUAUAUAUGCAUUUUAUUGUUUUAGGGAGCCUAAUGUCGUAGUAGGUAUAAGUGGCUAGGCAGGAUGCCAUACCUCCCACACAAUUUCUACAAAUAAAUACUUUACACCUCUCGCCCUACAUUAAGACCAUAAAUAUUUUAAUUAUUAUUAUUAUAAUCAAAAAAGAAGCGCUAAGCCACAAGGACUAUACAGAUAAAUAUUUUAAGGUAAGUAAUGUGUCUACUGUAUAUGCAUUUUAUUGCUCUAGGGAGCUGUAAGCAUCGUAGUAUAGUAUGUAUGAGUGGGGUGGCCAGGAGGGCUACCACACCUGACUUCUUAGAGUAAAUACUACUCACCUUUUGCCCUACAUUAAGACUACAAAUAUUUUGAGGUAAAUAAUGAGUGUACUGUGUGUGUGUUUUACUUUUUAAUGCCUAGCUUUAUUGCUAACUUAAUAUAUGUUAGUGUAAACUUGUUAUCUGGCAUUUAUAAAUGGAGUUCUGCUUUCCGGCAGUAGCCUGGAACCUAACCUGCCGAAUAAGUGGGGCCCUACUGUAUAUACGUAUUAUGUUAAUACUGGACACUUGUAUGAGAGCACUAGCAAGUUUUGUAAUACUGUAAGAGGAUUUUUAUAAUGAGCAGUAAGUGCUACAAGAGGUGUAGGUUGCAGUCUAGGUAGUCAAAUGUUUUGGCUUCAGGAACCUGUCCCCAACUAGACUUGAGUACGUAAAUUACAUUUUUUCUCAGAGCGAAGGUUUGUUACAGUGUAGUUAUAAAACUGAAUAUGCCUGAAAUGCUUUAUUAUUAAUCAGUUAGUCCAUUAUGUAAAUGCAAUAUAAACUAUUACAAUUGAAGAUUAUUACUGUCAUACUAGAGUAUAUACAAUUAAAUACUAUAGCAGCAUUGGUUCUUUGACCUCCCCACUCCCAGUAUUAUUAACACUGUUUGCUGCCCACUAUCUCAAUAACCCCCAAACUUUUAAGAUAAUAUGGAAAUUAUCCCCAAACCUUGCACUUCACCACUAACCACCUUAACCACUCAUACCUCUGUGUUAUGCAUGUCAUUACUAUAUGCCUUAUUCAUAUUUAGCUCCCUGGCAGCACAUUCUUACAUAAACAGUACUGUUAAUAUAAGUGCAUAUUUUAAUGAAACAAUCUUUCAUGCAUUUGUUUAUAUGCAAGUUUUUGUAAUACAUAUGUACUUAUGCUAAUAUGUAAAUUUUUAUAUGGUAGGUAACCACCUUUCAGAAAACAGAUCUAUAUGUGAAAACAUGAGUAGAGUGAACAACUUGUGGGAAAAAUUUUGGUAUAUCAAAAAAAAAAAUCACUUAAAUCAGUAGUAAAAUAAUUGGCAAUUUAUAUUGUAGAUGUGUCUUUUGAUCUAGGCCUAAUUAGACCCUCAAGUGUUUAAGUUUGACUUGAUGCAAAUUUAACCUCAGAUAACCAAUUUUGCACUUGUGCCAUCAAGACAAUUGUAAAAGAUUUAUAUCUACCCAAAACCUAAAUAAAAAUUUUUUUGAA